AUGACAUUAGUCCUGGGACUGAGGACCCUGUGGUUGGUAGCGCUCACCUCACUAUCCAACACGCUUGCAGUAAAUAACAGUGGGAGAUGGUGGGGUAUUGUCAACAUUGCUUCUUCCUCUAACUUACUCACCGACACCAAAUACGUUCAGCUGGUUUUGGAUCCGAGUUUGCAGCUGCUGAGCAAGAAACAGAGGAAACUCAUCCGCCAGAACCCGGGAAUAUUGUACAGCAUCACCUGGGGGCUGCAGAAUGCCGUCAGAGAGUGCAAGUGGCAGUUCCGGAACCGACGUUGGAACUGCCCAACAUCCCAGAGUUCGAACAUCUUUGGCAAGAUCGUCAACCGAGGUUGCCGAGAGACAGCUUUUAUCUUCGCCCUCACCAGCGCGGCUGUCACUCACUCUGUGUCCCGCUCCUGUUCUGAAGGCUCCAUUGAAUCGUGUACGUGUGACUACCGGCGCCGGGGACCUGGCGGGCCCGACUGGCAUUGGGGAGGCUGCAGCGACAACAUUGAAUUCGGCCGCGUCUUCGGCCGCGAGUUCGUAGAUUCGAGCGAAAGGGGCCGAGACCUGCGCUACCUGACCAACCUGCACAACAACGAGGCCGGCAGACUGACAGUCCAUGCCGAGAUGAGACAGGAGUGUAAGUGCCAUGGAAUGUCUGGCUCUUGCACGGUUAAAACUUGCUGGAUGCGGCUCCCCAUCUUUCGGACCGUGGGCAACUUGCUGAAGGACCGGUUUGACGGAGCCUCCCGAGUGAUCUACGGCAACAAGGGCAGUAACCGCGCUUCCCGAGCGGACAUGCACCACCUGGAGCCCGAGAACCCUGCUCACAAGCCGCACUCUCCCCAGGACCUGGUCUACUUCGAGAAGUCGCCAAACUUUUGCGCAGUGAAUAGCAAAACAGGCACGACAGGGACCAAGGGCCGAGCUUGCAACAACACCUCCCUGGGCCUGGACGGCUGUGACUUGCUGUGCUGCGGGAGGGGCUUCCGGACCCUGACUGAGAGAGUCACCCAGAGAUGUCACUGCACUUUCCAUUGGUGUUGCCAUGUCAGCUGUUUAAACUGCACGACCACACAAAUUCUGCACGAGUGUCUCUGAGCCUUCU
Carcharodon carcharias (great white shark) is the source of this 1108-nucleotide messenger RNA. RefSeq names its product wingless-type MMTV integration site family, member 1 (gene wnt1). Lineage: Eukaryota; Metazoa; Chordata; Chondrichthyes; Lamniformes; Lamnidae. Gene Ontology annotation, cellular component: extracellular region. Gene Ontology annotation, molecular function: frizzled binding; cytokine activity. The coding region runs from base 1 to 1101 and encodes 366 amino acids. Gene Ontology annotation, biological process: canonical Wnt signaling pathway; neuron differentiation; cell fate commitment. The transcript is spliced from 4 exons. The record is from RefSeq and is a predicted model, not a curated record.